GAGCCGGAGCUCAGAGGCCCUGAGAUUGUCACCAUGGGCGAGAACGACCCGCCGGCCACCGAAGCCCCCUUCUCCUUCCGUUCGCUCUUUGGCCUUGACGACCUGAAGAUAAGUCCUGUGGUGCCAGACGCAGACGCGGUGGCCGCGCAGAUCCUGUCGCUGCUGCCCUUGAAGUUUUUUCCAGUCCUCGUCGUGGGGAUCAUCGCGCUGAUACUGGCGCUGGCCAUUGGCCUGGGCAUCCACUUCGACUGCUCUGGGAAGUACAGGUGCCGCUCCUCGUUCAAGUGCAUUGAGCUGUCUGCGCGGUGUGACGGGGUCUCCGACUGCAAGCAAGGGGAGGACGAGUACCGGUGCGUCCGGGUGAGCGGCCAGCACGCGGCGCUGCAGGUAUUCACAGCUUCUGCGUGGAGGACCGUGUGCUCCGAGGACUGGAGAGCGCGCCACGCCGAGGUCGCCUGCGCCCAGCUGGGCUUCCCAAGCUAUGUGAGCUCCGACGACCUCAGCGUGGACCUGCUGGAGGAGCGAUUCCAGGGGGACUUCGUGUCUGUCAAUCACCUCCUGCCAGAUGACAAGGUGACGGCGCUGCAGCACGCGGUGUACGUGAGGGAGGGAUGCGCCUCGGGUCGUGUGGUCACCUUGAAGUGCACAGCCUGCGGCCUGAGGCUGGGCUACAGGGCGCGCAUCGUGGGUGGAAACGCGUCGGCGCUGGCGCAGUGGCCCUGGCAGGUCAGCCUCCAGGUCCAGGGCUACCACCUGUGCGGGGGCUCGGUCAUCACGCCCCUGUGGGUCGUCACCGCCGCCCACUGUGUCUACGACCUGAACCUGCCCACGUCCUGGGCCGUCCAGGUGGGCCUGGUUUCCCUGCUGGACAGCCCGGCCCCCUCCCACCUGGUGGAGAAAAUCAUCUACCACAGCAAGUACAAGCCCAAGAGGCUCGGCAAUGACAUUGCCCUGAUGAAGCUGGCCGGGCCCCUCGCCUUCGACGAGCUGGUGCAGCCGGUGUGCCUGCCCAACUCUGAGGAGAACUUCCCGGAUGGGAAAGUGUGCUGGACGUCGGGAUGGGGGGCCACGGAGGACGGAGGAGACGCCUCCCCUGUGCUGAACCACGCGGCCGUCCCCCUGAUCUCCAACAAGGUCUGCAACCACAGGGAGGUCUACGGCGGCGUCAUCUCGCCGUCCAUGCUGUGUGCCGGCUACCUGAGGGGCGGAGUGGACAGCUGCCAGGGUGACAGCGGGGGCCCCCUGGUGUGCCAGCAGAGGAGGCUGUGGAAGCUGGUGGGAGCCACGAGCUUCGGCAUCGGCUGCGCCGAGGCGAACAAGCCGGGGGUCUACACCCGCAUCACCUCCUUCCUGGACUGGAUCCACGAGCAGCUGGAGAGGGACCUGAAAACUUGA
Lepus europaeus (European hare) is the source of this 1395-nucleotide messenger RNA. RefSeq names its product transmembrane serine protease 3 (gene TMPRSS3). Lineage: Eukaryota; Metazoa; Chordata; Mammalia; Lagomorpha; Leporidae. The record is from RefSeq and is a predicted model, not a curated record. Gene Ontology annotation, biological process: proteolysis; acrosome reaction. Gene Ontology annotation, molecular function: serine-type endopeptidase activity; protein binding. Gene Ontology annotation, cellular component: membrane. Bases 34 to 1395 code for a protein of 453 amino acids. The transcript has 12 exons.